ACAGGCCGGCCCAGGCGCCCAGCCCGCCUGCCGGCCGAUCUAAACGUCCUCCGCUUUCGCCUCCGCCACCGCCGCCUUUCUCGCCUUCGCGCCUCCUCCACCGCCGCCUUUCUCGCCUUCGCGCCUCCUCGACCGCGUCGUCCCGUGAUAUCGCCUCCCCUGGCAGAUUCGCCAAUCACAUUCGAGCUUCCAGUUGGAGGAGAUCGGCUACGUUUCCUGUAGGUUCCAAUGGUGCAGCUUCCGGGCUCCAAGAAGCGGCACGCCGAGAUGGCCACGGCGGCGACCGUGAAGGCGGAGGUGGAGGGUUUGGGCUGCGGCGAUGGUUCUCCUCACAAGCAUGUCAAGCCAAUGCCGCAGCCGCCGCCGCAGCCGCCACCUCCCGAGGACUUGCCCUUUGAUGUGCUUGAUGGACCUAGCCCAUUGGGUCUGCGACUAAGAAAAAGUCGAUCUCUGGUGGACCUUAUUCAAUGUAAGCUUUUUCAGGAUAAAUCUGCCCAUGAACAGUUUGAUGGGCACAACAAUGUUUCUGAUACACCCAUGAAGAAAGAGGUUAGAUCUGGGGCUCCAACAGCUGGUGAACGGAUGAAAGCUUCAAAUUUUCCUGCAAAUGUUUUGAGAAUUGGUAGUUGGGAGUACAUUUCUCACUACGAAGGUGAUUUGGUCGCAAAGUGCUACUUUGCAAAGCAUAAGCUUGUUUGGGAGGUCCUACAUAAUGGUCUCAAGAGUAAGAUAGAAAUUCAGUGGUCGGACAUUAUUGCUUUGAAGGCAACCUGCCCAGAGAAUGAACAAGAAGGGGUCUUAGAUCUAGUGUUGGCUCGCCCGCCACUUUUCUUCAAAGAAACUGAUCCUCAGCCAAGGAAACAUACACUAUGGCAGGCUGCAUCAGAUUUUACUGAUGGACAGGCAAGCUCCAAAAGGAGACACAUCUUGCGGUGCCCCUCGAGUUUGUUAAGCAGGAAUUUUGAAAAGCUCAUUCAAUGUGAUCAACGUCUACGUGAAUUGAGCCAGCAGCCAGCUGCCAUAUUGCAAAACCCAGGUUUUGAACCUAAGCGAUCUAUUUUUCAAAAUCCAAAUGAAUCGAAGGACUGCCUUGAUAUUGGUGGCUUGAAGUUUGAACAUAAAGCUACUUUGCCCAAGUUCACUGCUCCCCUCUCAACACGUGUCUUUUCAUCACUGUCCAAUAAUGUUGGACGACCAAUAAACAUAGGAUUUGGUGCUGGACAUUUUGGGGGCAAUGUUCCUGAAGAAUCAAAGAAUUGCAAUCAAUGGAAUCAAUUGAUAGUGCCUGGAUUGGAGGCACUGCAAGGUGAUGAAAGGAGUGCAGGUGGUCCUCCUUUGACAACUAACGAUGCAAUUUCCAAAAAAGCCUGGGAAGAUCUUGUUCAACACCUUUUCAGCGACACACCGAGUCUGCCAGCCUUAGAUGAUAAUAAUUUGACGUCAAGGGUUGACUCCCUUUACUCGUUGCUUGAGAAAGACACAGCUCCACCCGCCAUGCGCGACCCUGAAUGCAGUAGUGAUGGUGGGGACAUCGGCGCAAUCCAAGUGGAUUCUGAUGGCUUUAAGGGGAGGCUCGACCCAUCGCCUCCAGGAAUUUCCAGAAACGAUUCUCUCGAUGAGCUGCUUCUGAACCUCCCCAAAAUAGCUUCUAUUCCACAGUUCUUGUUCAACAGGACAGAAGAUUCUGAUGAAUAAAGCGCGCAGUCAACUUGUGGUCUUCAACCCUAGGACUAAAGCAGCAAAUUGUGAAUAUGAGCAAUGAGUCAGCGACGCUAGGAUUCUAUUCUACUUCUUCCCCGUAGAUAAUUCAGUAGAUUGGUGCAGCAAAAACGUCUGCUCAUUAUUUCACUAGCUGAGAAACUCCACAUGCAACAUUGGAAUAACAUUUUGUUUACGUUUGGAUGGCAUUUUAAAUACUACUCUUUUCCUUGUCGGA
Zea mays is the source of this 1936-nucleotide messenger RNA. RefSeq lists its product as uncharacterized. The record is from RefSeq and is a predicted model, not a curated record. Bases 229 to 1695 code for a protein of 488 amino acids. The transcript has 6 exons. NCBI's taxonomy places the organism in Eukaryota, Viridiplantae, Streptophyta, Magnoliopsida, Poales, Poaceae.